Messenger RNA from Pseudopipra pipra, 2180 nucleotides. RefSeq names its product LETM1 domain-containing protein 1-like. Gene Ontology annotation, molecular function: ribosome binding. The record is from RefSeq and is a predicted model, not a curated record. Lineage: Eukaryota; Metazoa; Chordata; Aves; Passeriformes; Pipridae. The transcript has 8 exons. Gene Ontology annotation, cellular component: mitochondrial inner membrane. The coding region runs from base 293 to 1537 and encodes 414 amino acids.
GGAGACCGCCCUCCGGGGCAGCCACGGCCCGUGGGACACAACCUCCUCAGGGGCGGCCGCCGGCACCGCAGCCCUGACCCCCCCCAAACACCGACCGCAGCCCCCCCAAAUACUGACCGCGGGCCCCGACCCCCCCUAAAAACACAGACCGCGGGCCCCGACCCCCCCCCCAAAAACACCGACCGCGGGCCUCGACCCUUCCCAAUACCGACCGCAGCCCUGACCCUCCGCCAAAUACAGCCUCCAUCCCUUACUCCCCUGGUCCUCCCCCGUUACACCCCCGGUACUGGCCAUGGCCCCUCCCUCCCCCGCCGUUGCUCAGGCCCCAGUGCCCCCUCAGUGGCCCCCGUUACUCCACAACCCCCAUUCCCGCGGUGCUGUUCCCUGCCCUGGUGCCACCUGGUUUCCCCCUCCCCGAGGCCCCCGGGCCCUGGUUGAUUCCCAGGCCCCACUCCCCCCCCAGCCCUGGCCCGGGGGGGUCUCAGGUCUUCCUCACCUCUCUGGGGGCAUCCUGAGCCCAAAGCUGACCCGGGGGUGGUGGUGCAGGUGCCAGGUGUUCAGGUCCCAGGAGCGUCCCCUCUCCUCCCGGGCCACCUCCCGGGCCCUCGUGGCUGCUGUGGCCACCGUGGCCCGGAGGGUCAACGCCAGGUACGAGCGUUACCUGGAGAGGAGCUUCCCCAGGUUCUACGUCCUGUACAGCACCUUCACCUCAGUGCUCUGUCCAACAGGAAUCCAGGCGCUGUUCCUGGAGGUGAAGGAGAUCGGCAGGAUCAGAUUCAGGAUGUCCCGGCAGCGGCUGAAGGUGCAGCAGCUCCCGUACCGGGACAUGGAGCGGCUGCGCCAGUUCCGCAGGGACGCGCUCAAGGCCAUUCCCAUUGGGAUCAUCGCCAUCCCACCCUUCGCCAACUUCCUGGUCAUCGUCCUGAUGUAUUUCUUCCCACGGCAGCUCCUGAUCCGCUACUUCUGGACGCCGCAGCAGCAGCUGGAAUUCCUGGAUGUCUAUGAUUCCAUCCGGAGGGACUCAUACCCGGAUGUGGUGCAGAGCCUGGCGCUGGCAGCGCAGUCCCUGCCCGAGCCCCGGCCCCGGGAGCUCCUGCAGCAGCUCUGCUCCCAGGUGCAGGGAGGUGCCCGGCCCCGCCUGGCCCAGCUCUUGGCUGUGAGGAGUUUGUUCUCGGGGUCUCCACUGGUGCUGAACAGGCUCCAGGUGGAUCAUGUGAGGGCCCUGAGCCAGGUGCUGUUCCUGACCCCCCACUUACCGGCCGUUCUCCUGCGGCAUCGCCUGCUGAGCCACAUCCUGGAGAUCCGGCACCUGGACCGGGCCCUGCUGCGCCUGGGGCUGGGGCAGCUCUCUGAGGAGGAGCUGCGAGCGGCCUGUUACCUGCGUGGGCUCAACGCCACUCACCUGGGCCGGGCCGAGUGCUGGGCAUGGCUGGAGCAGUGGCUCCAGCUCUCCUGUGAGCUCCAAGCUUCCGAAGCUUCUCUCCUGGCCCACAGCAUGGUCCUGCUGUCCCUCAACUACAGCCGGCCCUCAGAGUGAUGGCCCUGUGCCCCUCACCCGGCCUGGUGCCCCUCACCUUGGCCCUGUGCCCCGACCUGGUGAUCCCCAGGCUGGUGCUGCCGAGAUCCGGGCGCUUUGCUGAGCCAGCGUCGGGUCCUCACUCCCCUCGGCGCCGUCGGGAGCGGCCGCUGCUGCUCCAGGGCCGAGCACAACCAGGAGACGUGGCUUCGUUAUCCCAGUAAUUAACUGCAUCCCGCUAAUUAUGGGAGACAGAGGGUGGCUCCCUGGCCCGGGGACGGUUCCGUUGGAUCCAGGGACUUUGUGCCGGAGGCUUUUCCCUUGUUUCUUUUCUCCACUGGACAGUCUUAAAUGUAACCCCCCACCCCGAAGGGUUCAGAAACGGCCCCAAAUCCCCCCUCGGAACCCCCUAAAUCCCUGUAAGACCUUCCCAGGAGGAUUCUGGGGGUUUGUCUGUCCGGAGCAGGCAGAGGGAGGGAGGGGGGGGGUCCCUGGGCUGCCUCCUCCAAAUUCAGCCUCGUUGGAGCUAAUUAGACCUUUCCACCUCUGUGUUUCCCACUGGGCAGUGGCGGCUCCGGGGGCUUCAGGGGGUUAAACCUCCCCCUCCACCCCGCCCUGCAUGAGGAAUUCCCGAACUUCCGAGGUUUAUUAAAGCCCAAAGGAA